AUGGCGACCAUGGUUUCGGAAACACAGCAUAUCCGAGUGGAAUCAAACAGAUCGGAGUCUGUCACACUGGAUCUGUUGAAUAAGGCAAUGAAUCGGCAAACUGAACUAUUUGCCGACCUAAGCAAUGAUUUAGAUGGCAUAGUAUCCCGGAAUAUCAGAAAAGAACUACGACAAGCAUUCCCAGACCUGAGCGAUGCUCGUGCCGGCUCGUCUCGAAAGGCUUCUCAUGCCGUUGGGACACUGGAACGAGAAUCGCGUACGGAGGCGAAUACUUCCGACCUUCAGAGACCUGCAAGACAGUCACGUCUUGAAAGCGAGUGGACCUCGCAAUGGAGAAAGGUCUCUUCUACUUCAACCCGCCGUACUUUCUCUCGGAUCAGUCUUUUCGGGAAAAUCAUCAUUACCACUACCACGACCACGUAUUCGGGGAACGUCUCGCUAGAUGUCCAGAAAUCACAGAAAGAGGUAUCACACACCACCGUUGUGUACGUACCAGCUUUCUGGAUGUUUGGAACUGGCGUCAUUCUGAAAUAUAUCACCGGUAAACUUAUGGGGGAAAUUUCGCAACCGAAGCCAGCAUUCUCGAUGCGAACUAUAAACGUCAUCCCGGAAAAGUCUGAGAUUGUGACAGCUUGCAAGGCUUUGGAUUUAGCCGCUAUUCGUUCAUUAUUCGACCUUGGCCGCGCAUCACCAUUUGAUGUCAGCGAGGACGGCCGGAAUUUAUUGCACUAUACCAUUGCGAGCAAUUCAACCGCAUACAGAUGGGCACCAAGAGCUGUUGCUCAAGAGGGCCUAAAGAAGAUGGUUGCAAUUGUGGAUCAGUUUCUCGAUGCUGGUGUAGAUGGAGGGACGCUGGAUGACGAGGAUCUAUCUGCGAUCGGUGCUCUGCUCGACAACUUUCGUGAAGACUUCGAGCUCAUUGAAGCGCUUAGCGAUGACUUUCAGUUUCUCACGCAUAGGGUGCUGCGAUACGCGGAACAAGACCCUUUCUGCGCGUGCUCCGCGCUCAUAAAAGUGACUCGGGAAGGUGACUACGGAGCAGAGAGCUUUCCUGGAUCUUUGGGCCGGUGGCAGGAUAAUAUCUAUUAUUCUUACCUUGUUCACCCUGUUAUCUUGCGGGCAAUUCUGUCCCAAAGUGACUGGCUGUUAUCAUGGGAUGAACGCCAACUACAAGAGCUUUGCAACAUUCUACCUUGCUCUGAAGUUGUCGGCUUUGGUUUCUGUGAGUGGAAGGAGACUGAAAAGAUGAGGUUGAAAUUCCUAGUCAUCAGUCACGCGAAGGAGCUCCAAAGCCAUCUCGAUUCAAAGACAAAGCUUCUCCGGCUGUUACUGGAUCAUGGUGUGUUCUCAACUACCGCAGAGCUUGGAAGGUCUCUGUACAUUGAUGCCAUCCACACCACGAUUCACUCUGGGGGCUCUGCUUUUAGCCUCUUAACAGAGCACGAUUAUUACGGGAAGGAGCCUCCAUGGAUUCGGCAAAAAUUCCAAAAGCUUUUACACAUAAGGGCUUUCAUGCUCGAUACACUUACUAUCAUUCUAGAUGCUCUUUGGUCUGUGUCGCCCAAGAACGAUGACCCUCACUGGAAAGAAUUCGCCCAACAUGCACAGUCACACAACUUGCGUAUUCUCAAUGUUUGUAUGACAGCCUUGAGGAACUCGAAAUAUCAGACAUCUGAUACUGGCUUUGCAAUCGAUAGCGAUUCAGGUGGCAAUGAUGACAGACCGAACCAUCAACACACAGGUGACGACGAAGGCUGGGAGACUGAGCAUUCGUCCAGCGAAGAGGAUGGGUGGGAGACCGAAGAGGACUGGCAAGAGGGUUAUAUGCUGGACAAGGCAGUCGAUAGAGAUCACUUGGACGACCGGAACAUGCAGAUGCAACGGUGUGAAGCUUGUCAAAAUGAUUUUGACGACUCUUGCUGGGAGCAUGUCCUUUCCCGUACACAAGAGCCAUCGAAGACAGUCGCGGAUCAUAAGCAGGGACAUGGCACGAUCAGCAAAGUUUUCAACGCAGCCAAGCGAGUGGCAGGCUUUUAG
Messenger RNA from Thyridium curvatum, 2037 nucleotides. RefSeq lists its product as uncharacterized. The transcript is spliced from 3 exons. Lineage: Eukaryota; Fungi; Ascomycota; Sordariomycetes; Thyridiales; Thyridiaceae. The coding region runs from base 1 to 2037 and encodes 678 amino acids. The record is from RefSeq and is a predicted model, not a curated record.